AUGCUUAUGGUGGACAGCAUACUUAUUUUCAUUACGUCCUUCCUGACAAUAUAUUAUUUUUACCGUGUCCGGCGAAAUCCAAGAAAUUUACCUCCUGGGCCAUGGGGCUGGCCAAUACUCGGCUAUCUACCACAUCUUGGGAGUAAACCUCAUCUAACGUUUGUAGAGAUGGUGAAAACUUACGGCUCGAUAUUCCGAGUCCCGAUGGGAUCACAGGAAGUGGUUGUCCUCAACGGUUACAAAGUUAUCAAAGAAGCCCUUGCUGAUAAAGGAGCCAAGUUUGCUGGAAGGCCCACAUGGAAAUCAACAAGUGUAUUUUCUGACGGAGGUACCAAAGGUACCAUUUUCUCCAACGGCUCGGUUUGGACAGAGAAUCGCCGAUUUGAAGUGACUGCCUUAAAGCGCUUUGGAAUGGGAAAACGGAGUAUUGAAGAACCAAUUAUUGAAGAGGUGCAACACUUCUUAGACGCGUUAGAAGUUGAAAGAGGACGCCCGGUCGACACGUCUGCUACCAUCGAGUGUGCUUUGACCAACAUCAUUGCGCAAAUGACACUGGGGCAGCGAUUUGAGUACGGCGACGAGGAGCUGAAGCGUAUACUGGAGAUGACACACGAAGAUGCUGAACUGGUUGGUCCCAACGCCGCUAUUAGUUUUCUCCCGUUACUGUGGUACAUCCCGUGGUUCAGAAAUAAGUCCUGCAAACUGCAACAUAACUGCGCGGAACUGGUGCAUUUUAUCACUAAGUACAUCGAUAAACACAUCGAGACAUUUGAUCCUGAUAACAUCCGAGAUGUCAUUGAUGCCGGAAUUCUCAAGAUGAUAAAAGAAGAAAAGAAUGGUAGACCGGAAGCAUUCGGAAAGAAAUCAUUGGCAUAUGUCAUCAGCGAACUAUUCGGCGCUGGAUUUGAAAGUACCUCCACGGCGUUGAAAUGGUGCGUCCUAUAUAUGGUCAAACACCCCGAGGUUCAGACACGUGUGCAGAAAGAAAUCGACAGCGUGGUGGGUCGCGGAUGCCACGUUUCGUACGACGACGCUAAUCAGAUGCCGUACACGGAGGCUACCAUCAUGGAAGUUCUGCGAGUCGCUAACAUGGCACCGCUGGGCCUGCCGCACGCUACAACGGCGGACGUAGAGCUGAACGGUUAUACCAUACCAGAGGGAACAUGCAUCUUUGCCAACGUAUGGUCGGUACACAUGGAUCCCAAUAUUUGGCAGUGUCCGGAUAAAUUCAACCCAUUGAGGUUCAUUGGCGAAGAUGGCAAGUUGAUGAAAAGCAAAGCCUUCAUGCCAUAUUCUUUGGGUCGUCGUCGCUGCGUUGGAGAACAAUUGGCCAGGCACGAAUUGUUUGCCUUCUUCGCUAGUCUCCUGCAGAGGUUUUCAUUGCGACUACCGGAGGGGCAUCCAGACCCGCCAACAGAUGGAGUACCGGGAUUGUCAAUUGCGCCGUUCCCUUUUCAAGUCAUCAUUAGUGACCGAAGAGAUGACAAGGCCGCUUAACCCGCUGCCUGUCAUAUUAUUUUUAUUUUAUCGGGAAAGGUCUUUAAUCGUGCUUUACAAGAAUCUCAAGACCGAUCAUGUGACCCAAACCCUAGCUUUUCAGUGCCAUGACUCUCAACCCGCCGGCGGGUAUCCGUAUUAAACAGAGAAGUUACAUACCAAACUACUGAUCCCUGUUGUAUACUGCCACAGCAUAAGUACGCAAUGUACGUAAGAACUUUCUGAGACUUUUCGUUUACUACUUGGAAGUCGUUGUAACAUUAUGUUACAUUUAUUUAGUGUUUGUGCAGGACAUUGCAUAGUGUGAUGCCACGUUUGCGUUACUCGUGCCUUUAACAAGACUGAUAGCAUAACGCAUUAGUAGUGGUUUCUGGAAUAAACACACUAAUAAUACUAAUCCAUAUUUUUGAUAUUUAUUCAGAUAUAUUUUUAUAAGCUAUUUAUUAAUUUAAGUUCUGUUGGGACAUUUUUAUGGGAUGAAUUAAACUGAAUAUGGUAUAAAA
Molecule: messenger RNA, 2000 nt
Organism: Saccoglossus kowalevskii
Lineage: Eukaryota; Metazoa; Hemichordata; Enteropneusta; Harrimaniidae
Product: cytochrome P450 18a1-like
Biological process (GO): xenobiotic metabolic process
Cellular component (GO): intracellular membrane-bounded organelle; cytoplasm
Molecular function (GO): oxidoreductase activity, acting on paired donors, with incorporation or reduction of molecular oxygen, reduced flavin or flavoprotein as one donor, and incorporation of one atom of oxygen; iron ion binding; steroid hydroxylase activity
Source: RefSeq, a predicted model, not a curated record